Molecule: messenger RNA, 456 nt
Organism: Psilocybe cubensis
Lineage: Eukaryota; Fungi; Basidiomycota; Agaricomycetes; Agaricales; Agrocybaceae
Exons: 3
Coding region: 1-456 (151 amino acids)
Source: RefSeq, a predicted model, not a curated record
AUGAGCUAUCUUGUUCAGAUCUUCGUGCUCCUACUUUCAGUGUCUUCUGCCUUGUCGACUACAAUUCCUGGUGUAGUAGGACCUGAUGUCAGCCUCGCAAAGGAUUCUGAGCAAUACAAAGCUUGUAAAGCUGCCGAUCCAAACUCAGUCGCAUUCGUUACGGCGAUGGGCCACCUGAAAUGGUACAAUAUAACCAAUGUGUUCCGUGGCGCAAAGACGGGAAAAUCAUCAGCAACGCCGUAUAUUGUCGACCUGCAUCGUGCUAUGGACGAAGAGUGUACACAAGGACCUACUACACCAGGGCCCGUUGACGUUCCGGUGUCGCUCGAUUUUUUGAAUGCUGCCGAUUUCGUAGAAUUGAUGGGCCAAAGUGCCUACUGCUCCCCAAACAGUCUCCCUCGCGUUGAUUUUGAAAAUGUCAGCCCUGGCCUUGUUUCCUUUGUUACGAACCUAUAA